Messenger RNA from Morchella importuna, 696 nucleotides. RefSeq lists its product as uncharacterized. NCBI's taxonomy places the organism in Eukaryota, Fungi, Ascomycota, Pezizomycetes, Pezizales, Morchellaceae. The record is from RefSeq and is a predicted model, not a curated record. Bases 1 to 696 code for a protein of 231 amino acids. The transcript has a single exon.
AUGAAGCAGCUCGAGCUCGCCGGGCAAACCGCAUCGCGGCUCGCCGACGUCGCACACAUUGAGGCACUCACUGCACAGGGGGCGACGGGCAUCACGGGUAUAAACGCAUUGCGGGCUGAGGCAGCGGUCCUGACGGAUCGGAUCCGUUCGGACCCCGAUUACGCGCAUUCUGAGGUUGACAGAUUGCGGGCAGCGGCAGGGAUGGUCUGUAGGGAGGUAGAGCGUGCGGCGCAGGAGACAGAGAAGGUGAAGGCGGAGGCGGAGAAGGUUGUGAGGGAGACGGAGCGCGCGGCGCAGGAGACGGAGAAGGUGAAAAUGGAGGCAUAUAAGGUAGUGAGGGAGACAGAGCGGGCGGCGCAGGAGAUGGAGAGGUUCAAGGGGGAGACGGAGAAGGUGGGUAAGGAGGGUGAAAGGGCGGUGGCCGAGACCGAGAGGGUAAAGGCGGAAGCAAUGUUGGUGAGGAGUGAGAAGAUGAAGAUUGAUGUAGAGAGGCUGAAGGCGGAGAGGGAGUGGAUGAUGGUUAGGGCCGAGCGAAUGAAAGCGGCGGCGGAGGUGCAGGCGGAAGUGGAGGCAGAGCGGAUGAGGGCGGAAGCAGAGGCGGAAACCGAGAGUACUAGGAAGGAGAGAGACCGGGCGGCAGCUCGCGAGGCGCUGGAAUUAUUGAAGCGGCGACGAGGGGUAGGGCCGGAAUGGUAG